This is a messenger RNA of Benincasa hispida (wax gourd), 1904 nucleotides long. The record is from RefSeq and is a predicted model, not a curated record. Lineage: Eukaryota; Viridiplantae; Streptophyta; Magnoliopsida; Cucurbitales; Cucurbitaceae.
CGCGCGAUAGGGAGAGAGAAAGAGAGACGAAGAGGGAGAGAGAGAGAGAGAAGAGAUCUACGUUAGGGUUUUCUUGAAAUCCCAGAAAUUUUGAAUAAAAGGUCAGUUGAGCGCGUUAUCCACGAAUAUCUACUGUUUUUGUCUGUUUGAUUUGUUAUUUUGAGCUUUAAUCGCAAAGAAGAAAUUGAAACAGGGAAAAAAACAAAACGAAUGAUGAAUUCGGUGAGAUUGAUUUGGUAUUUGAGUAUUGUGUGUGAGAAAGAGGUGUGCCUCUUCUUGUUAUCAUGUGCAGGGAGCGAGUGCGAGAGAUUUGGGGAGAGUGAGCGUGGGUCUUUGAGCGAGCGAGCGAGCGAGCGAGCGAGGAAGAAGAGGAGGAGAGAGUGAUAUACUUUUUCACUUUUAGGGUUCAAUUUCUCUGCGUUACCUGCGCCAAUUCAUCAUGGAUCGGAAGUUGGUGGUUCUUGGUAUUCCAUGGGACGUCGAUACAGAAGGGCUGAGAGACUACAUGAGCAAAUUUGGGGAGUUGGAGGAUUGUAUUGUCAUGAAGGAGAGGUCAACUGGUCGUUCUCGUGGUUUUGGAUAUGUGACAUUUGCAACCGAUGAAGAUGCUAAGAAUGCACUAUCAAGUGAGCACUUUCUUGGCAACAGAAUGAUGGAAGUUAAAGUUGCCACACCUAAGGAGGAGAUGAGAGCACCUCCAAAGAGAGUCACUAGGAUUUUUGUAGCAAGGAUCUCACAAUCUGUGACUGAGGCUGCCUUCCGCAGUCAUUUUGAGAAAUAUGGAGAGAUAACAGAUCUUUACAUGCCAAAGGACCAGGGAUCAAAAACCCAUCGUGGAAUAGGUUUCAUCACUUUUGCAAGUUCAGAUUCUGUGGAAAAUUUGAUGGCUGAUACUCAUGAAUUGGGAGGUUCUACUGUGGUUGUUGAUAGAGCGACCCCUAAGGAUGAUGAUUUCAGGCCCAUAGGGAAAAUGCCGCAGGGGGGUGGUGGGGGUGGAUACGGUGCAUACAAUGCUUAUAUUUCUGCCGCAACAAGAUAUGCAGCACUUGGUGCUCCUACCUUAUAUGACCAUCCGGGCUCAGUUUAUGGGAGAAGGGAAAUUCGAGGGAUGGGGAAAAAGAUUUUUGUUGGUAGGCUCCCACAAGAAGCAUCUGCUGAUGAUCUCCGACAAUACUUUGGUAGAUUUGGCCGUAUAUUGGAUGUCUAUGUUCCGAAGGAUCCUAAAAGAUCUGGUCAUCGAGGUUUUGGUUUCGUAACUUUUGCUGAAGAUGGUGUAGCAGAUCGUGUAUCUCGAAGAUCUCAUGAGAUUUGUGGACAACAGGUUGCUAUUGAUUCAGCCACUCCUCUUGAUGAUGCUGGAGCUGGAGCUGGAGCAGCUGGAGCAAGUGGAACUUUUAUGAUGAAUAGCGCCGCAGAAUCUUUUGGCGGCUAUGUGGGACCUAUGAGGACUUAUGGACGGAUGUAUGGAAGCCUGGACUUCGAUGAUUGGGGUUAUGGAAUUGGUGGUGGAAGACCAUCUAGAGCAGACUGGAGGUAUCGGCCAUACUAAAGAGAGACAUUCAGCCUUGAAGUAGUGAUGGGUUGAUAAAUCAACAGAAAUGAACUGCCCUAUUUAUGAGGAGAUAUUCGGAGUUUUGGCCUUUGUAGAGUCAAUAUCUUUGGAUGUGUGUUUUAUUGCAUUCUUUCCUUUCUUUUUUUCCCUAACUGAAACAUGUUGGGUUUGGGUCGGGGUUCGAAGGGUAGGUUGGUUUAUGUACCCUUGGUUAGAAGUUAUUAGUUAGUAGUGUAUUCUUCUCUAACUCUGCUUUAAGAAAUUCCAUUUUACGAUUUUUUUUUAAGGAUGGUUUGGUUUUCCACGGACAAUUAAUUAGAUUCCAAUGUCACAGAAUAGUGAUUACUGAUCA